AUGGGCGGAGGUCCAAUCAGUCCAUCAUCAAAACCCAUCCCCAACGCCCCUCUCACUCUUCGCCACGCAUCGAUAGAUGACUUGGACGACAUAACAUGGAUAUGCGUAAAUGGGUCCCCCGAUGAUCCAGGUACUGACUACAGGUUUCCACACCGUGAUAAGUACCCAGAAGACUUUUGGAAGUGGACAAGAACCGAGCACAAGGAAUUAUUCCAACGACCUGAUAAGCUUGUCAUCCUUGUAGUUACAGCGCCCGUGCUUCAUGAUGGAGAAGUAGUCCAUCAGCCUGUUUCAUAUGGAGUAUGGGACUUGAAAGUCACAAACGACUUUAUACCAGGAGACCACGGUAUUAAUGAGCGUCGCGACGCAAACAAGAAGCACAUGAAAGCAUACGCCAAAGCUCUCCCAGCCGGUCUAAAGAAGUACUUCAAGCAGUUCGGGUCAGAGCAAAUCCCUUUAUGGGAGGUUGUUACGCAUCCUGACUUUCGAAGGAGGGGGGCAGCUAGUAUGAUAUGCGAAUGGGGACAGAAAGAAGCAGAUAAGGAUGGGAAGAGUUUAAGUUUGUUGGCUACGCCUAUGGGGAAGGGAUUGUAUUCUAAGUUGGGGUAUCGUGUUCUGGGGAGUGUUGUUGUGCAGGUUGUGGGGGAGGAGGAGAGGGUUGUUGUCGAUGCUAUGGUUAAACACAAUAAGUGA
Fusarium odoratissimum NRRL 54006 is the source of this 693-nucleotide messenger RNA. RefSeq lists its product as uncharacterized. The record is from RefSeq and is a predicted model, not a curated record. Bases 1 to 693 code for a protein of 230 amino acids. Gene Ontology annotation, molecular function: acyltransferase activity, transferring groups other than amino-acyl groups. Lineage: Eukaryota; Fungi; Ascomycota; Sordariomycetes; Hypocreales; Nectriaceae. The transcript has 2 exons.